Messenger RNA from Dendrobium catenatum, 3221 nucleotides. Its product is annotated as receptor protein kinase TMK1. Gene Ontology annotation, biological process: protein phosphorylation. The record is from RefSeq and is a predicted model, not a curated record. The transcript has 2 exons. The coding region runs from base 156 to 2996 and encodes 946 amino acids. NCBI's taxonomy places the organism in Eukaryota, Viridiplantae, Streptophyta, Magnoliopsida, Asparagales, Orchidaceae. Gene Ontology annotation, molecular function: protein binding; protein kinase activity; ATP binding.
UGACAGCCUUCUCUCCGUAUUUCUUGCCCGCUUACAAUCGCUCGCUUUCUCUUCUCAGCAUCUUUCUGAAACUUUAGUUUACGGAAAAAUGGCGGGGUGGAACCCUAGAGCUCCUUAGUCACUUACACCAAGAGCUAGCAGCAGUUCGAAUCUCGAUGAGGACACUUGAUUUUCUAUUCGCCGUUGUCGCGGCGGCAGCGGUCGUCGGCGCAGCGGCGCAGACCAACGCCGACGAUGCAGCGGCAAUGCAUGCACUAGCGCGAACUCUAGGCGCCGACAGAGCCCUCAAAUGGUCGCCGGAUACCGACCCCUGCUCGUCCUGGCGCCGCGUGCUUUGCAGCGGGAGCCGGGUGACCGCCAUCCAGAUUGGAAACCAGCGCCUCACCGGAACCCUACCACCAGAGAUUGGAAAUCUCACCGAGCUCAACCGGCUUGAGCUCCAGAAUAACAGUAUAUCCGGUGCUCUCCCCAUACUCACCGGCCUCUCCAAGCUCCAAGUCUUGCUCCUCCAUAAUAACCUCUUCUCGUCCAUCCCCUCCAACUUCUUCUCCGGCCUUAGCUCCCUCACGUCAGUGUACCUCGACUAUAACCCGUUCAAACCAUGGCAGAUCCCGGCAUCCCUGCGCGACGCCGGAGGCCUCGUCAACUUCUCCGCCAACUCGGCUAAUGUCUCGGGCUCCGUUCCCGACUUUCUCGCCACCUCCUUCCCCAGUUUCAACCACCUUGCGCUUGCUUUUAACCUUCUCUCUGGUCAGUUGCCGGCCACGUUCGCUGGUUCCGGCAUUCGCUCGCUCUGGCUUAACAACCAAGUCGGCGGCCAUUCCCUCUCCGGUAGCAUCUCCGUCGUACAGAAUAUGACUAAUUUGGAGCAGCUUUGGCUCCACUCCAACUCGUUCGAUGGCCCGCUUCCGGACUUCUCCGGCCUCGGUGGCCUCCGGGAUCUCAUGAUUCGAGACAACAAGCUCACUGGCCCCGUGCCGAGCUCGCUCACAUCGUUGAAAUCCCUCACAAGGGUCGCUCUCACCAACAAUCUUCUCCAAGGACCCUUGCCUGAGUUCCCCAACUCCGUAAAAGAGUUAGACCUCGACCCUAAAACGGAGAGCUUUUGUUUGGAAAAGCCGGGAUCUCCCUGCGAUGCUCGUGUAGAUGUACUGCUUACCAUUGCUAAAUCUUUUGACUAUCCGGUAAUAUUCGGAGAGAACUGGAAGGGGAACGACCCCUGCGGCGCCGAAUGGCUUGGAGUUACUUGCAACGGUGAGGGAAAUAUCACGGUCAUCAACUUUCAGAAUAUGGGUUUGAACGGCACCAUCUCCCCGGACUAUGCAAAACUUCCUGCGCUUCAGAAGCUUCUGCUCUCCAAUAACAAUCUUAUCGGCACCAUCCCAACGUCGCUGACUGGCCUGGCUAAUCUCUCCGAGUUGGACGUUUCGAACAACUCAAUCUCCGGUAAAGUUCCGAACUUUCCAGAACAUGUUCUUUUGAAAACCCAAGGGAACCCAAACAUAGGCAGUAAUGUUCUUACUCCGGUUUCCAGUCCUUCUGGAGUUCUUAUAAAUGGUUCUGGGCCCGUUGGUUCAGAGAGCGGCGAAGUGCCUCGUGGCAAAGGGAAGGCUACCUCCACUCAAGUGGGAAUAAUCGUUGGCUCUGUUCUCACUGCGAUUUGUGGAAUUUCCCUCUUAACUUUCAUGAGUCUAUGCUAUUACAAGAGAAAGCAGCAAAAUUUUAACCGGGUUCAGAGUCCAAACACAACUGUGAUUCAUCCUAGAUAUUCUGGGUCAGAUCCAGAUUUGGUGAAGAUUACAGUGGCAGGAUCGAGCGUGAAUACAGGGUCUGCAAGUGAGAAUUAUAGUCAGGCCAGCAGCAGACCUAGUGAUGUCCAUGUUGUUGAAGCUGGAAAUUUGAUGAUUUCCAUCCAAGUCCUAAAGAAUGUGACCAAUAACUUCAGUGAAGAGAACAUCCUCGGCCGAGGAGGUUUUGGUACUGUGUACAAGGGUGAGCUUCACGAUGGUACUAAGAUAGCGGUUAAAAGAAUGGAGUCUGGUGUGAUGGGCACAAAGGGUUUGAAUGAAUUCAAGUCUGAGAUUGCAGUUCUUACAAAAGUUAGGCAUCGUAAUCUGGUUUCACUGCUUGGGUAUUGCUUGGAUGGAAAUGAAAGGCUCCUGGUGUAUGAAUACAUGCCGCAGGGAACAUUGAGCCGUCACCUGUUUGAUUGGAGGGAAGAGGGGUUGAAGUCAUUGGAGUGGAUGAAGAGGUUGAGCAUUGCUCUGGAUGUUGCAAGGGGGGUGGAAUAUCUGCACAGUCUUGCUCAUCAGAGCUUUAUUCAUAGAGAUUUGAAGCCCUCAAACAUUCUUCUUGGAGAUGAUAUGAAGGCUAAGGUCGCAGACUUUGGGCUUGUUAGACUAGCAGAUGGCAAAGGAUGCUCUGUGGAGACUCGACUUGCAGGAACUUUUGGGUACCUUGCACCUGAGUAUGCUGUGACCGGGCGUGUUACAACAAAGGCCGAUGUCUUCAGUUUUGGUGUGAUAUUGAUGGAGCUGAUAAGUGGCCGGAAAGCACUUGAUGAGAGUCAGCCAGAGGAAAGUGUGCACCUGGUUUCAUGGUUCCGCCGCAUACAGCUCAACAAGGAGAGUUUCCGCAAGGCCAUAGACCCUGUGAUGUAUCUAGAAGAGGAAACCCUCGCAAGCAUCACCACCGUAGCCGAGCUUGCCGGCCAUUGCUGUGCCCGCGAGCCACACCAGAGGCCUGACAUGGGACAUGCCGUCAAUGUUCUGUCCACCCUCGCCGAGCUUUGGAAGCCAUCGGAUCCUGACUCCGACGACAGCUUCGGCAUAGACUUGGACAUGACGCUGCCGCAGGCUCUGAAGAAGUGGCAAGCUUUUGAGGAUGGAGAUGGAGCAACCUCUUCGUUCCUCGGCAGCCUGGAAAACACACAGAGCAGUAUACCCACUAGGCCAGCGGGGUUUGCAGAGUCCUUCACAUCAGCUGAUGGGAGGUAGAAUUCUAGUCAGGGAGACUACUAGCUUGUAUUGUUCAUUCUACUUUUCUUUUUGAAGAUUUCUUCAUCUUUUGUUUGAAGCUAAUCAAUGUGUUAUGAUGGUAAUUGUGCCUCAAAUGGAACCAUGAAAACGAACUUGUUUAAGUUUGUCUGUGAAGUGUCUGUAGUGUGUAAUAGUUAUGGAAGCAUCAUUGUUCUUGGUUCAAACGAGAGGGUGUUUGUUAUA